Molecule: messenger RNA, 808 nt
Organism: Radiomyces spectabilis
Lineage: Eukaryota; Fungi; Mucoromycota; Mucoromycetes; Mucorales; Radiomycetaceae
Exons: 3
Coding region: 24-635 (203 amino acids)
Biological process (GO): protein stabilization
Cellular component (GO): cytoplasm; nucleus; membrane
Molecular function (GO): adenyl-nucleotide exchange factor activity; protein-folding chaperone binding
Source: RefSeq, a predicted model, not a curated record
ACGCAGGUUUAGCAGUACCUAUUAUGACACCACCGAUUGUUCAUUUGAAAUGGGGCAAGCAUCGUUUUGAUGUGGAUCUCAGUGAAUACAAUUACGAUAUUCAGCAAGUCACGGUCAAGGAAUUAAAAGAGAAAUGUUCUCGAUUAACUGGCGUUGCACCAGAACAUAUGAAAUUGCUCGCCUACGGAGCCGUCAUGAAAAACGAUGCCUUAACCUUGAGUAACUAUGGUGUACGUGCUCGGUCGAAAAUUAUGAUGCUAAGUUCCCCCCGUCCGGAAAAGCCUGCGCAUGCUCGACCAGCGGCAUCACAGGAGCAAGCCAUGGGAGCGGAGGAAAAGGCGCUUCUUGCGAAACUGGAAAAAAUCAAGAGCGAUAUGGCGGACAUUACCAAGGACAUCAAUCGCUACGAGGAUCGUGUCAAGUCGUUCCAAAAGACAUCCGAGGAAGAUGCCAAAGAGCACAAGAAAUUGAAGGAUUAUGCCGUAUAUUUGGGUGAACAAUUAAUGAAGACGCUAUUUGAGUUGGAUGGUCUCCUUUGUGGUAACCUGGAAACGGCGCGUAUGGAGCGUAAAGAAGGUGUCAAGAAAUCCCAGGCUUUACUCGAUAGAGUAGACCGGAUCAAAGCGUCUUUGUAAGGCAACUAAAUAGACAAAUGGAACCUGCAGAAGAUGGCCAGCUAAUCAUCUUCAGAGUUCCGAAAUGGAAGAGAUAGAAAAGGAAAUAGAUACCAAAAAUAAUGAUUAAAUCAACAAAACUGUGGUCGGACAGACUGCAAAUACAGAAAAAGAAAAACUCGCUUUUAUCAGGU